This is a messenger RNA of Rosa rugosa (rugosa rose), 1956 nucleotides long. RefSeq names its product probable F-box protein At4g22030. Lineage: Eukaryota; Viridiplantae; Streptophyta; Magnoliopsida; Rosales; Rosaceae. The transcript has a single exon. Bases 112 to 1425 code for a protein of 437 amino acids. The record is from RefSeq and is a predicted model, not a curated record.
UUUCGCUUUCACUACAUUCUCCUCUCAGCUUAAAACCAAUCCAAUCCAAUCCACUACCACAAGCGAAACUCAUAGGAAGUGAAUAAUUUGAUCUACCUUGCCACUGAAUUUAUGGCAACCUUUCAAGUCUCAACCAUAUUUCCUUUGAGGGAUUCUUCAAAUCAAAAGCGUAUUCCUAAAGGAGUAGUUAUUGUAGCAACCAAUAAUGCACCAAAUGGCAAGGUGAGUCCACUUACUUCUCUUCCCAAGCUCCCAACCAGAAGUUUGGUUGAGGGCUUGGACAUGAAAACUGGUGCUUACAAAAUUCCAAGCUCCACUGUGCAAAAGGAAAUUGAUUCUAAUCCUACCAUUCACAGUACUAAUUCUGCAUUACAUAGUAGUGCAAAACUUUGUGAUCCAGUGGUGAUGUCUGAGAUAUAUGCAAUCAUGGAGGUAGUUGCUGAUAGAGUGGAGAUGCACAAGAACAUUGGAGCACAGCGCGACAAUUGGAACCACCUCCUUCUGAGUUCCAUCAAUGUGAUCACUCUCACUGCUGCAACCAUUGCAGGAAUUGCAGCUAGCAGUACUGCAAGUGCUGGAGUACCCUUUACGGCACUCAAGGUCUCUUCCGCUCUUCUCUAUGUAGCAGCCACUGGAAUGUUGGUGGUGAUGAACAUGAUCCAGCCGUCCCAACUAGCCGAAGAACAGAGAAUUGCAGCCAGAUUGUUCAAGCAGCUUCAUAGCCAGAUUCAAACAACAGUGUCUCUUCAAAACCCGAAUACAAUGGACGUGAAAGAAGCUAUAGAGAAAGUGUUGGCAUUGGACAGGGCAUAUCCACUUCCUUUAUUAGGUGAAAUGCUUGACAAAUUUCCCAAAACUGUGGAGCCUGCAAUAUGGUGGCCGCAACAGAAGCAGCUUAGCCGACGAGGAGUACCUGAUCAAGGAAUUGAAGGAAGAUUGGCAAAUAGAUCCAACAGUUGGAGUGCAAAACUUGAAGAGGAAAUGACAGAGAUUGUUGGGGUAUUGAAGAGCAAGGAUGUGCCAGAGUACCUGAGGUUGACCGAGAUAGCCUUGAAAAUUAACAGAAUUCUAGCCAUUUCUGGCCCUCUUUUAACAGGGCUUGCAGCUUUGGGAUCUGCUUUUUUGGGUUGUAGUACUUUUGGAGUUUGGAGCGGGAUGGUAGGAGUCAUUGGGGGAGCUUUGGCAAGUGUGGUGAACACAAUAGAGCAUGGGGGUCAAGUUGGAAUGGUGGUUGAAAUGUAUAGAAGCAAUGCUGGUUUCUUUAGGCUCAUGCAAGAGACCAUAGAAGCAAAUUUAAGAGAAAAAGAAGUUGGGAGAAGGGAGAAUGGGCAAGUGCUUGAAAUGAAGGUGGCUUUGCAGCUGGGAAGGAGCCUAUCAGAACUCAAGCAUCUUUCUGUCUUUUCUUAUGGAAGCAAGCUGUUCUAGACUAGUAGACUUCUAGUGCAUGUUAUGUUGGCUUAACCCUUAAACUUGUUUAGUCUUGUGAAGUAAUAUAUGUUAUCUAUUUAUUUAACGUCAAAGGAAAUUUACAGUUUAUCAAUACAUUGACAUAUGAUUAUAGAUCGGCUCCAUAUAUUAGUAGACUAAAUAUAUACAAUGAUUAUUAUACAUGGAGUUGGUUUACCAUUUCAUACAGCCCCGCAAUCAGUAGCACUGUUAGGUCUCAGGUUGAGAUAAUGCCUUGUUUAGUAAGGCUCAAUAUCUGAUCAAAUUCAAAUUAUGCAAAGCCCAUAAACAUAUUUUGAUUAAAGAGAGCCCCAAAAGUGAACAAAGAAAAAACUCAUUGUCGCUAAAAAGGAUGGGCUCUAGCAUUUUCUGGCUGAGUAUUGAGGCAUUUUCUUGUCACAACAACUCUACUUUAGUCAUUUAUAUUUUAUAGUCAACAACAAUUGAGGCUUCGUUUAUAAUAACUUCUACUGUCACUCAACAUGAUUGGUUAGUUGAACACUCUUAAUU